AUGUAUAAAAUCAGAAGUUUAUUGAAAAUUUUGAAUAAAAAAUACACUCUCUUUCACCACCCGACACAACGUUUCUUUGCAAAGGAAGUGCGUUUUGGUCCUGAUGUAAGGUCACUCAUGUUACAAGGAGUAGAUAUACUAGCAGAUGCGGUUGCAGUGACGAUGGGUCCAAAAGGUCGAAAUGUAAUUUUAGAGCAAGUCUUUGGACCACCAAAAAUUACGAAAGAUGGAGUAACAGUAGCAAAAGGAAUAGAAUUGAAAGAUAGAUUUCAAAAUAUCGGUGCGAAGCUUGUUCAAAAUGUUGCAAACAAAACUAACGAAGAAGCUGGAGAUGGAACGACAACAGCUACAAUAUUAGCUCGAGCUAUAGCAAGAGAAGGUUUUGAAAGUAUUUCGAAAGGUGCCAAUCCAAUUGAAAUUAGAAAAGGUGUCAUGCUUGCUGUUGAUACUGUAACAGCUCACUUAAAAAAAAUUUCUAAACCUGUUAAAACUUCGGAAGAAAUCGAACAAGUAGCUACAAUUUCAGCCAAUGGUGAUAAGAGCGUUGGGAAGCUUAUAGCUUGUGCUAUGAACAGAGUUGGAAAAGAUGGAGUUAUAACAGUCAAAGAUGGAAAAACGUUAGAUGACGAAUUAGAAGUAGUAGAUGGUAUUCAAAUCGAGAAAGGGUACGUGUCACCUUAUUUUGUAAAUUCGAAAAAGGGGCCUAAAGUAGAAUAUAAUGACGCUUUAAUCCUUUACUCUGACAAAAAGAUUUUUACAGCAAAUCAAAUUAUUCCUGCUUUGGAAAUAGCUAAUAACCAGAAAAAGCCAUUGAUUAUUAUUGCAGAAGAUUACGAAGGUGAACCUUUAUCGGUAUUAGUUGUAAAUAAAUUAAAAAUUGGUUUACGUGUUGCUGCUAUUAAAGCACCUGGCUUCGGUGAAUAUCGAAAAAAUACGUUGAUUGAUCUCGCAAUCGCAACUGGAGGUGUGAUUUUUGAAGAUAAUGAAAAUUUAUUACGUUUAGAAGAUUGUCAACCUGAAAGCCUUGGAAAAGUAGGUGAAGUGAUAAUUACUAAAGAUUCGACUAUUCUUUUGGGUGGACAAGGUGAUAAAAACGAGAUUGAGCAACGAAUUGAACAAUUACGUUCCGAAUAUGAUGAAACAACUAAAGAAUCUGAAAAACAAAGGCUACUGGAUCGAAUUUCUAGGCUUAAAAGUAGAGUUGCCAUUUUGCGAAUUGGAGGCUGUAGUGAGGUAGAAGUAAACGAAAAGAAAGAUCGAAUAAAUGAUGCACUUAAUGCCACUCGGGCGGCAGUUGCUGAAGGUAUAGUUCCAGGAGGUGGCGCAGCGCUUUUACGAUGUAUACCAGAACUAGAAAAACUAAAGGCAGCGAAUUCUGAUCAAGCAAAAGGAAUAAACAUAGUUAAAAAAGCUUUACGUACUCCCUGUUUAACAAUAGCAAGUAAUGCUGGCUAUGAUGGUUCUCUUGUUGUAUCAAAAGUUGAAAGCUUGCGUACCAAUUACGGCUAUGACGCACUUAAUAAUGAAUACGUUGACAUGAUUGAAAGAGGUAUUAUAGAUCCCACAAAAGUAGUUAGAAGUGCAAUAAUUGAUGCCAGUGGCGUUGCAUCUCUAUUGACAACUGCUGAAGCAGCGAUAUGUGAAAUGCCAUCAGAAAAAGAGAGUGCAAGCUUCGGACGUGAAAGUGCAGGGGUUACAAUUUAUUAA
Messenger RNA from Melitaea cinxia (Glanville fritillary), 1707 nucleotides. RefSeq names its product 63 kDa chaperonin, mitochondrial-like. Gene Ontology annotation, cellular component: mitochondrial matrix; mitochondrial inner membrane. Gene Ontology annotation, biological process: protein import into mitochondrial intermembrane space; protein refolding; mitochondrial unfolded protein response. Lineage: Eukaryota; Metazoa; Arthropoda; Insecta; Lepidoptera; Nymphalidae. The record is from RefSeq and is a predicted model, not a curated record. The coding region runs from base 1 to 1707 and encodes 568 amino acids. Gene Ontology annotation, molecular function: ATP binding; ATP-dependent protein folding chaperone; protein-folding chaperone binding. The transcript has a single exon.